AUGGCGCCGUCGCACAGGCAGGGAGGAGACCGGCUUAGCGCUCUCCCCGACAACGCGCUACAGCACGUCCUCUCCCACCUCAUGUCCGACGAGGCCGUGCGCACCAGCGCGCUCUCCCGCCGGUGGCACCGCGUCCACGAGGCCGUCCCCGUCGUCAACCUAGUGGACACCAAGUCGGGCGAUCGGUACGGCCCCAGCUUGAGCGACCUCAAGGUCUGCUUCGACCACCAGGUCACCAGCGCGAUCAUGGGCAAGAGCGCCGCUACCCCGAUCCGUACCUUCCAUGUCACCGCCCGCCACCCACCAUACGAGCUGCUCGACCAGUGGAUCGUCACCGCUGUCAACUCCGGGGUCGAGGACCUCGACGUCAAUCUGAGUUACUAUGACGACUCAAUGAACACACUCUGCCCCUCCAUCCGCUGCCCUUACACCGGACAGAGGAACUCGGCGGACUUCAACAAAGAUGAGAGGAACAGGUACACCAAGACGCAUCCCCAUAUCUUCGGCUGCCGCACGCUCCGCCGCCUGAGCCUGACAAACUGGACCCUCGAUCUGCCGGGAACCGUUGUCAUGGCGUCGCUGGAGACGCUCUGCCUGGGCAGGAUCAUGGACCCACGUGGUGAGCUGCAUCGGCUGAUCUCGAGCUGCCCGUGCCUCGUCAACCUCACGCUGGAGGAGUGCCCGACCAUCACAGAGAUAGCCGUGACCAGCACCCGCUUGCGGACCUUCACCAUGAUCUGCUGCCACAACGCCACAAGCGUCAAGCUGCACUCCGCUUGCGUGCAGUUGCUGCGCUACAAAGGUGACCUCCCUCCCCGAGGGUCUUCAUUCAUCACGGUCGCAAACCCCGCGACAGUCAAGGCGGUGGGCAUUGAAAUCUGCGAAAACCUCUCCAGCAAAGGACCAAGGGACUUCGAUGCAGUCACAAGGCUCAUCAGCCAGUGCGCCAAACUGGCGUACCUUCACCUUUCCUUGCGCCCAUCAAUGGCCUACUACAGCAGCAUGUUCACAAGCGUCCUGCGCGACCUCGGCAGCCUCACUCACCUGAGCCUCCGGGGCUGCUUGCCCACGGACCACGCCGUUCGGUCCGUGUCAGCCUUGCUUGUCAACGCCAAGAACCUCCAAGUACUGUCGCUGUUUCCUCUGGAUCCAGAGCCUCCAAAGAAGAAGAUGACGAGAGGGUUCUAUGGCCAUGACAAUUCUGAAUCAGAUUCAGAUACAGAACCCGAAGCUGUCACGGUGGACGAGGCCGUCAAAUAUAGCAACCGGAUGCCCCAGAGUCUUUGGCGCGCAUAUGCCAGAUGCUUGGAGUAUAAUCUGACAAGAAUCAACAUUGACAACUACCAAGGACGGCCUCUCGAAAAGAUGCUUGCAAGGUUUCUUCUCUCCAGGGCUGCAGCUUUGGAGGAAUUCUCAGCUACACUAGCAGCUAGACUACAGAAGGAUGAGACUGCAAAGGAGCUAAUAUCCUGGCGAUGGAAUCGCCAUACCAGAGUAACUUGUAACUAG
Lolium perenne is the source of this 1509-nucleotide messenger RNA. RefSeq names its product F-box protein At4g22280. The record is from RefSeq and is a predicted model, not a curated record. Gene Ontology annotation, molecular function: protein binding. Lineage: Eukaryota; Viridiplantae; Streptophyta; Magnoliopsida; Poales; Poaceae.